UAUGAUUUAGAGGUUGGAGAGGAGUGGAGGGCAACCGGCAGGCUCAGCCGGCGCGGAGGAGCCGCGCGGGGAGAGAACAGCCUCGUUCUGCCGUGGAGAAAGAGCGAUGCGACCCCCUCAUAAGCCGCGUUCUUUAUGGUAGCGAGGGGACGCUCUAGCCCAUGUCCUGGAGGACCGGAACUCUAUAGUGUAUCCUCGCCACUGCCCUCCCGGAGCCAGUCGGAGACCACGUGACGCUGGCGCCGCCAUCUUGCUGCGCGCCGCCCGCGCUGGAGCCGCCCCCGACCCGCCAUGGCCGCGCGCCGCCAUCUUGAGCGCCUGUGGGGGCGCGAGGAGCCGCUCGUCCCGCUGCUUUCCUCUCAGGCCCAAACCCCCCCCUCAGCUGUGGGGCCGCUAUGGGGCUGUGGCUGCUCUGGCUGUGGGUCCCCCUGGGAAUGGCUGAGGAGGAGCUGGUGCUCGACACGCGGUUGGGAACCACAGACCUGGAGUGGACGGUGCACCCGCCCGGCGAGGGGCAGUGGGAGGAGCUGAGCGCGCGGGACGCGGAGCUUCAGGCGUCGGUUCGCACCUUCGAGGUUUGCUCUCCGCGCGGCCCCCCCGGGCCCCCCCAGAACAGUUGGCUGCGGUCGCCAUGGCUGCCGCGCGGGGGGGCCGCGCACCUCUACGCCGAACUGCGCUUCACGCUGCUCGCCUGCGACGGGCUGCCCCCCAACCCGGCCCCACGGCAGCGGCGGCGGCGACGCAGGGGGGCUGCCCCACACCGGGGGGCCCUUAGCGACAGCCCCGGCAAUGGUGAUGCUCCCGGCGGUCGUCAUGGCAACCGGGAUGCCCUUAGCAACAGGAACAGCGAUGGUGAUGCUCCUGAUGGUUGUCACGGCAACCGGGAUGCCCUUAGCGACAGCCCUGGGAACGGCCAUGAUGCGCCUGGUGGUCGUCGUGGCAACCGGGAUGCGCUUAGCAACAGGAACAGCAAUGGUGAUGCUCCCAGCAGUCGUCGUGGCAACCAGGAUGCCCUUAGCAACAGCCCCAGCGACAGCCAUGAUGUUCCCGAUGGUCGUCGUGGCAACCGGGAUGCCCUUAGCAACAGCCCUGGCAACGGCCAUGAUGCUGCUGGUGGUCGUCAUGGCAACCGGGAUGCCCUUAGCGACAGGAGCAGCGAUAGUGAUGCUCCUGGUGGUUGUCCCGGCAACCGCGAUGCCCUUAGCAACAGCCCCAGCACCAAGGAUGCUUCAAGGGGUUGUCCCGGCAACGCGUUUGGUUCUGGAGAUGCUCCUAAACGUCAUCCCGGCAACCGCGAUGCCCUCGACAACCACAACGCCUCCGUGGAUCGUCAUAGCAACCACGAUGCCCUCAAUAAUCGCGAUAUUCUCCGCGGGCGCCGUGACGACAGACUCGGCAACAGCCGUAGCAACAACAGCAUCCUUAGCAACAACCGUGAGGACCGCGUUUUCCUUAGCAACGCCGGCAUCCGCCUUGGCAACGACGCUGAUCCUCAUAGCGGCGCCCUCAGCGACGCUCCCAACAACCCCGUUUUCCUUAGCAACGCCCUUAGCAACGCCAGCAUCCUCAUGGCCGCCCGCCGCCGCCGCCGCGCCGCGUCCCCGCGCCCGUGCAAAGAAACCUUCAACGUCUUCUACCUGGAAGCCGACGCCGAUACGGCGACGGCGCGGAGCCCGGCUUGGCUGGAGAACCCUUACGUUAAGGUAGACACGGUGGCCGCCGAACACCUCUCUCGCCGCGGCUCUGCCGCGCGUCCCGCCGGCCGCGUUAACCGUAAGACGCUCCGUUUGGGCCCGUUACGCCGCGCCGGCCUUUAUUUGGCCCUUCAAGAUUUGGGCGCUUGUAUGGCGUUACUUUCCGUUCGCGUUUACUUCCAUCGUUGCCCGGAGGUGACGGCGCGUCUGGCGCGUUUUCCGGCCACCAUCCCGCGGGAAUUAGUGGCCGCCGUGCCCGGACGGUGCUUGGACGGAGCCGUACCGGCCGGUUCCACCGUUCCCGUUAUGUAUUGCCGCGAAGAUGGGAGGUGGGCAGAGCCCCCGGCCCAGGGCUGCGUCUGCGCCGCCGGCCACGAGCCCCACGGCGACGGCUGCCGGCCGUGUCCCCCCGAGACAUUCAAGGCGGGUCCGGGCCCGGGGGGCUGCGAGCGGUGCCCCCCCCUGAGCCGCGCCCCCUCCCCCGGGGCGGCCGCGUGCGCGUGUCGGGGCGGAGCCUUCCGCGGGGGCGGGGACGGACCGCACCAGCCCUGCUGGGCGCCCCCCUCUGCUCCCCGCGCUCCGAUGGCGUCUCUGAACGGUUCGGUGCUGCUGUUGGAAUGGAGUCCCCCCCGGGAGGGCGGCGAUCGCCCCGAUCUCCGUUACACCGUUUGGUGCCGCGCGUGUCCCUCGCGGGGAAACACCGGCGCCGAUGGCGGCUCCGAAGGCUCCGAAGGCUCCGAAGGCUCCUGCGCUCCCUGUUCCCAUCUCGCUUUCCAUCCCGGAUCAACGGCGCUGCGCGAACCCCGAGUUACCGUUACCGGAAUGGGUCCCCGCGUUACCUACGGCUUCAGAAUCAGCGCUCGAUCCGGGGUGUCCCCCCCGGGAACCCCCGAACCCCAAAGUCAAGAGAUCAACGUCAGCGUCUCGGCCGGUGUGCCGCUGCCGGUGUCGGAUGUGGUGCGAAUCGGGGGGUCCCCAACGGGGGUGACAUUGGCGUGGCCAACGCCCCCCCCCGCCCCCCCCGGGGGUCCCAUCCUCGACUACGAAGUCAAAUACUAUGAGAAGGUGGGGGGCGGCGAGGGUCCCCCCAUCUUCCUGAAGGUGCCGGGGGCGCGGGCGGAACUUGGGGGGCUGCGUCGGGGGGGCCUCUACGGGGUGCGGGUGCGCGCCCGCUCCGACGCCGGCUACGGAGACUUCGGCCCCGAGACCGCCGUCAGCGCCCCCGGCAGCGAGGCGCCGCGGGAGCCGGGGGCGCUGGUGGCGGGGGCUGCGGCGCUGGGGGGGCUCCUGGUGCUGGCGCUGCUGGGGGGGGCCCUGCUCUGCCUCAGGCGUGUGCGGCACCGGAAGCGCCGACAGCGGCCGCGAGAGAGCAGCGGGAAGCUCUACAUCGACCCUCUGACGUACGAGGACCCGGGGGUGGCCCUGAGGGACUUUGCGCAGGAGAUCGAUGUCACCUGCGUCAAGAUCGAGGAGGUCAUCGGAGCAGGGGAAUUUGGUGAGGUUUGCCGGGGCCGAUUGGCGCUUCCGGGUCGUCCGGAGUCUCCGGUGGCGGUGAAAACGCUGAAAGGCGGCGCAGGCGAACGGCAACGCCGCGAUUUCCUGGGAGAGGCGGCGCGGAUGGGACAAUUCGCUCAUCCCAACGUCGUGCGGCUCCGCGGAGUGGUGACCGCCAGCGCUCCCGCCAUGAUCCUCACGGAAUUCAUGGAGAACGGAGCCCUCGACGCGUUCCUCAGGGGCCGCGUGGGGACGCUGGGGACGCUGCAGUUGGUGGCCAUGCAGCGCGGCAUCGCCGCCGGGAUGCGCUAUUUGGCCGAGAGCGGUUUCGUGCACCGCGAUUUGGCCGCUCGCAACAUCCUGGUGGACGCGCAGCUCGUCUGCAAAGUGUCCGACUUCGGGCUGUCGCGCGCCAUGGACGACGACAGCUCCGCCGACCCCACCUACACCAGCUCCCUCGGUGGGAAGAUCCCCAUCCGGUGGACGGCGCCCGAAGCCAUCGCCUUCCGCAAGUUCACCUCCGCCAGCGACGUUUGGAGCUUCGGGAUCGUCAUGUGGGAAGUGAUGUCCUUCGGCGAACGGCCAUAUUGGGAUAUGUCCAACCAGGACGUGAUCAACGCGGUGGAGCAGGAUUACCGGCUGCCGCCGCCGCCGCGCUGCCCCACGGCGCUGCACCGCCUCAUGCUCGACUGUUGGCAGCGCGACCGCAACGCUCGCCCGCGCUUCCCCGCCAUCGUCAGCGCCUUCGACCGCCUCAUCCGCCACCCCGGCAGCCUCCGCCCCACGGCGCCCGACCCACACCGGGAUCUCCUGCGCGUGGGGGUGACGCUCUCCGGACACCAACAGCGAAUCCUCGACGGCGCCUCCAAGGGUGACCCACACUGCUGAGCCGCCAAGAUGGCCGCCGCCAAGAUGGCCUCCACCAAGAGGACUCAAGAGGCCAACGGGGCCGUCUCGAGGUGAACACUAUGCCCAGGGGGCAAUCUAAGAUGGCUGCCAUACCAAGAUGGCCACCUCCAUGAUGGCUGCCAUACCAAUAUGGCCGCCACCCCAUUGAUGGCUGCCAUACCAAGAUGGCUACUCAAGAUGGCCAUCAACCUAAGAUGGCUGCCAUCCCAAGAUGGCUACUCAAGAUGGCUGCCAUAUCAAGAUG
Messenger RNA from Cuculus canorus (common cuckoo), 4341 nucleotides. Its product is annotated as ephrin type-B receptor 4-like. The coding region runs from base 396 to 4076 and encodes 1226 amino acids. The transcript has 16 exons. Gene Ontology annotation, molecular function: ATP binding; transmembrane-ephrin receptor activity; protein binding. Gene Ontology annotation, cellular component: neuron projection. Lineage: Eukaryota; Metazoa; Chordata; Aves; Cuculiformes; Cuculidae. Gene Ontology annotation, biological process: central nervous system projection neuron axonogenesis; axon guidance; protein phosphorylation. The record is from RefSeq and is a predicted model, not a curated record.